This is a messenger RNA of Hyaloscypha bicolor E, 1071 nucleotides long. RefSeq lists its product as uncharacterized. The coding region runs from base 131 to 640 and encodes 169 amino acids. NCBI's taxonomy places the organism in Eukaryota, Fungi, Ascomycota, Leotiomycetes, Helotiales, Hyaloscyphaceae. Gene Ontology annotation, cellular component: eisosome; plasma membrane. The record is from RefSeq and is a predicted model, not a curated record. Gene Ontology annotation, biological process: eisosome assembly; protein localization to plasma membrane. The transcript has 3 exons.
CGCUGUUGUGUUUAUAUAUGAGUAGGCUCCCAUUUGUUCACACUCGCAAACAUAAUACAACUGACAACGGAAAGACCAAAUCCUCUUCACAAUAUCACAUAUACACAGAAAGAUCUUAUAGCUCUUCACUAUGAUUAUCACAUUGAUUGCUCGUGUUGCUCAACUCCUAAUCGGGGCAGUCGUACUGGCUCUUUCGGUUGUCCUCAUCAAUGGAUAUGGCCCUGGCCAUGCACCCUCAUUGCUCGACUACGGUGCAUUCUGCGGUGGUGCAGGAUUGCUCAUCGCCGCCGCUGGUCUUGGUGCCAUCUUCUUGGAACCGCUGCAAGGGAUAAUUAUUCUGGCUCUGGAUGGGAUAGCCUCCUUCUUCCUCCUUGCAGGCGCUGGCGCAUUCGUAGCUGAAGUCAAGACUGGCAACUGCGCCGACCCGUAUUACAUUCUAGCGAUUUGGAAGGUCAUUCGAGUUAGUGACAUGAAGGACUACAACGGCGACCGAAAAAAGGCUGAGGAUGAUAUCAUCGGUCGGUGUCGAAUGGCCCAAGCAGAUACUGCCUUCAUUUGGAUCCUGUUCAUCCUGUUCAUUGUCACUAUCGGUCUUACCUUCAUGAGCAGGUCGAGUAAGAGAGGAGGAGCUCUCGUCUAAUGACAUCCUGCUUAGGCGCGACGGUGGAGGAUUGCAGAGAGUUAUGACACCAAGCCAUAUUCUCGGUUGAUACCAAUGCGUUUCUUUAUGAUUUUAGGAUGAGAGUUGGAUUGAAGACCUGCGUAAGAAUAUGACAAAAGUUUUAUUCUUUACCUAUACGCGAAUCGACACGCUUUUCACUGCGAGACUUAUGUGCAGUAGGGACCGAAAGUUGUGGGGACUUUCCUGCAGUCCGUUUUGCUCCCCUUUUUCUGUUCCAUCUGCCGAGGCUCGUUAGUCCAAAUCACCAUCCUCACCAGGCCCAACCACUCGACCAAACGUAAUCACAAUAAGUUCAGGUGAAUUCUCUUAUAUCGUCGUAUGUUUUCAAAGUUCUCCCUAUUAUUGGUACAAUAAGCGAAUCAAUAUAAACCUUUGUUUUCUCUUGAUGC